Aspergillus lentulus is the source of this 741-nucleotide messenger RNA. RefSeq names its product microtubule-binding protein BIM1 (gene eb1). NCBI's taxonomy places the organism in Eukaryota, Fungi, Ascomycota, Eurotiomycetes, Eurotiales, Aspergillaceae. The record is from RefSeq and is a predicted model, not a curated record. Gene Ontology annotation, molecular function: microtubule binding.
AUGGGAGAAUCCAGACAGGAAUUGCUGGCAUGGAUUAACAACCUGCUGCAGCUGAACUUGACCAAGAUUGAACAGUGCGGAACCGGGGCUGCUCUGUGUCAGAUUUUUGAUUCGAUAUUUAUGGAUGUUCCCAUGUCGCGUGUGAAGUUCAAUGUCAACACCGAAUACGCCUAUCUCCAGAAUUUCAAGAUCCUUCAGAAUACAUUCACUCGCCACCAGAUUGAAAAGCCGAUCCCGGUCCAGCAGCUCUCAAAAUGCCGCAUGCAGGAUAAUCUCGAAUUUCUCCAGUGGACCAAGAGAUACUGGGACCAGCACUACCCCGGGGGCGACUACGAUGCCGUAGGCCGCCGGAAGGGUUCUGGCGCUCCGGCCCCUUCUGCCACUGGUACUCGCUCUGGCGCAUCGUCCUCGGCGGGAGCUACCCGGAGAGGAGCUACCCCUACAACCGGCGCUGUUCGCCCUCGGGUUUCCGCCGCCGGAGGAGCCAGCACUGCUGCUCUGCAGCAGGAGAUUGCGACUCAGAAGGAGGCUAUUGCUGGCCUGGAGAAGGAGCGCGACUUCUACUUUGCCAAGCUUCGGGAUAUCGAGCUACUGCUGCAGAAUGCUAUCGAGGCCGACCCAGAACUGGAGAAGGAGGAAGACUCUCUGGUGAAGCAUAUCCAGGGCAUUCUGUACUCGACGGAGGAAGGGUUUGAGAUCCCAGCGGAAGCGGAGGUCGCCGAUGAGCUGGAGACAUUCUAG